AUGAGCUUAAAACGUAGUAGAAAUUCAUUCAAUCCCGAUUGGGAGAAGCAAUAUAAUUUUGUAAAAAGAAGCAGAAAAGGUAAUGGCUAUUUUUUCUGCUUAUUGUGUCAGAGAGAUUAUAACAUUGAGUCAAUGGGAGUUUCUGGCAUUACGCAGCAUCAAGACCAAAAGAAACAUAAGGAAAUUGAAGAGGAAAAAAUGAAGAAUGAGACAAUGAGAAGUUUUGUAAGGAAUAAGUCAGUUCUGGGCACAAUAGAUAUGCAAGUUGCAGCAGCAGAAGGUAUGUACUAUAUUUUAUUAAUAUUACAAGAUGGACAACACUAUCAAAAGUGA
Molecule: messenger RNA, 333 nt
Organism: Meloidogyne enterolobii
Lineage: Eukaryota; Metazoa; Nematoda; Chromadorea; Rhabditida; Meloidogynidae
Source: the annotation of a GenBank genome assembly